UCAAACUUUGCCGACCAGGAUCCUAUGCUAUAUAUUCAGAUUGCAGAUCUCUCACUCUUCAUUGCAACAUUCAUUUAGUGUACUUUUUCGGAUUGAAUCUUUCAUUAGCUUAUCUCAUAGAUUAUCUUUAGUCUCGUGAACGUUAAAAUUGAUUUCUUUUUUUCUUAGAUUGAAAGAUUAUUUCAUUUAACUUGAAAGAAGAGUUGCAGAAAUGAUUUCCGCUGAUUUUGGUAGCUUACCCAACUGGGGGAGAUCUCUUAUAUCAGUUGAGGGUAUUGAUGAACUUGCUAAAAGGAAGCUUCAAGAAGUUCCAGAGAGAUAUGUGAGAAGUGAUGAAGAAAGACCUGCAAUGCUUGCUUCUUCAUUUCAUCAAUUUGACUAUCAGCAGAACAUUCCUGUCAUUGAUAUGGGUAAGAUUGCACAGGCACAACACAGAGAAGAAGAGGUUAGAAAGAUUGGUGAGGCUUGUGAAGAAUGGGGAUUCUUUCAGGUGGUUAAUCAUGGUAUCCCUCAUUCACUGAUAGACAGUAUAAAGAAAAUUGGGAAAGAGUUCUUCCAGCUUCCAUUGGAGACGAAGCAGAAGUAUUCAGUGAGGCCAGGGGAUCUUCAGGGCUAUGGUCAGACUUUCGUUGUGUCUGAAAACCAAAAGCUGGAUUGGGGCAAUUUGUUGGGUUUGAUCAUGUCUCCUCCUGAAUGCAGGGAUAUGAACUUGUGGCCCACUGAGCCUGCUGGUUUCAGGGAAAAAGUGGAUGCAUACAACAUUGAAAUUAAAAGUCUUACUGGGCAAAUAUUGGCUUUGAUUGCUGAGACAUUGCAGUUGCAACCUGACUUUUUUGAGAAGAAAUUUGGCGAUGCAUACCAAAAAAUGAGGAUGAAUUACUAUCCUCCCUGCCUGAGACCAGAUCUCGUUCUAGGACUAAGUGCACAUGCAGACAUGGUGGGCCUGACGCUACUGCUGCAAGACGAUGAAGUACCAGGAUUGCAGAUCCACAAGGGUGACCAAUGGAAAACUGUGCAACCAAUUCCUUAUGCCCUGGUCGUUAAUAUUGGAAACAUAAUAGAGGUUAUGACAAAUGGAAGAUACAAGAGCAUCGAACACCGAGCAGUAACAAACAAGGAGAAGGCAAGGCUGUCAAUUGCAGUAUUCUGUGCUCCAGGAUUCACUGAAGAAAUUAGUCCUGCUCCUGAACUGAUUGAUGAAGAUCAUCCCUGCUUGUUUAGGAGAUUUAUACACCAAGAUUACAUGGAUAAUUACUUCUCUCGUGGGGUGGAGGGAAAGAAUUCAUUGUAUGAAUAUGCUGCAAUGAAAAAUUGAGUUAUACGGAAUAUCAGUAAUAAGUUAGCUAGUUUAACAAGAUCUCUGCAUGUACUCACCAUUGUUUGUAACCACAAAAGUCAAAUUUUCUGCUCUUGAUGCUUUUGAACAGUACAGACAGGUGACAGGAUGUACCAUGUCAGCCAUUAGCUCAAAUUUCAGUUGUAUUGUUCACCCACUCACUAAAAAAUUAAUAACCUAUAUUUCUUUCUUCA
This is a messenger RNA of Cryptomeria japonica (Japanese cedar), 1530 nucleotides long. Its product is annotated as protein SRG1. The record is from RefSeq and is a predicted model, not a curated record. Lineage: Eukaryota; Viridiplantae; Streptophyta; Pinopsida; Cupressales; Cupressaceae. The transcript is spliced from 4 exons. Bases 212 to 1315 code for a protein of 367 amino acids.